AUGGUGUUGCUGGAGAACUACAGCUCGCUCAACUACAUGGGGCUUGUUAAGAUUGUCAAGAAGCACGACAAACGCACCAGCCACCCUUUGCGUCCGUUCUUGCGCACUGUGCUCCAGCAGCCGUUCUGUACGACAGAGCUGUUGUCGCAGUUGAUCAGCGAGUGCGAAGUGCUGCUGCAGCAGCUGUUGCCACCCAGCGAGCAAUCAUCUUGCAACCAUCCGGUAGUCACGCUUCACCAAGAUGUCGCAUCUGCUGCUGCUGAGGAAGUGCAAGUGUCGCCUACCAGAGAGCCUGCGGCUGCAGAGUUUGAUUCUGACGACAACGAUACAGUAGCCAUGGUUUACCGCAGUGCCUGUAGCGCCCUUCGCGCUCUAAUCGAGAUCCGCAGCAGCUCAAAGACCCCCCAUCCAAUCAUGUUGGCAGCACAGCAAGGGGCUCUCUCGCCCGCAGUGCACUCUCCCAGCGGCCCUGCGGAGCCUCUCCAACCCCAAGCCAGCCAAUCCAACCGCGGUGACGCUCAGGGUGGAGCAGAAGUGAUGGGCAGCGGGGGCGAGUCGAGCUGCAGCACUGAAAGGGGGAGUGCUCUGGUAAUACUGAAGAAGACUGCUGGUGGGCAACGUGGGUUAGAGAAGGAGCUGGUUGCUGAAAGCAAGCAGCAGGCACAGACAGUAGGCCAAUCCUAA
Messenger RNA from Closterium sp. Naga37s-1, 684 nucleotides. The record is from the annotation of a GenBank genome assembly. NCBI's taxonomy places the organism in Eukaryota, Viridiplantae, Streptophyta, Zygnematophyceae, Desmidiales, Closteriaceae.